This is a messenger RNA of Nothobranchius furzeri (turquoise killifish), 4931 nucleotides long. It is a transcript of the gene arel1, whose product is annotated as apoptosis resistant E3 ubiquitin protein ligase 1. Gene Ontology annotation, molecular function: ubiquitin protein ligase activity. The record is from RefSeq and is a predicted model, not a curated record. Lineage: Eukaryota; Metazoa; Chordata; Actinopteri; Cyprinodontiformes; Nothobranchiidae. Gene Ontology annotation, biological process: protein polyubiquitination; negative regulation of apoptotic process. Gene Ontology annotation, cellular component: cytoplasm.
GGGCGACAUGAUUUCACGAAACAUGGCAAAUGACUAUUAGUUUUUUGUGCUCUUGAAACGAAAUAAUCUUAUUUCACUAUGAUUUACUGAGGGCUGUUUUUAAGGAAAGCAGGAUGCAAUUAAAACUAUAUCUCAUGUUUAAACUGUCUUGAAGGGGUCCUUUUGCGGCUGGGUACUUCUUUCGGCACAACACCUAAUCCGGCUGCGAUGCUAUUGCCUGAGAUCCGAAGGAUAUCUGACCGGCCCAGUGUGUGGCAGUUCUCAUGUGACCACGGAGGGAUCUUGAGUGAAGAUUGAAAGAUGGUCUGAUGGACCGCCGCUUCUUCCUGACCUUCCUCCUCUGCUCAGUGUUGUGGAUCUUCUUCUGGGAAGUACGCUGGAAGAAAAGAAAGGAAAGUGAGAUUGAAGAAUGGCUCCAAGAACAUAGCCUCUCACAAUACGAGCACCUAUUUGAAGAUGUACAGACACUGGAAGAACUGAGUCUGAGUGCACUGAGUCGUCUGGAGGAGGAAGUGAAGGAACAACAGCUCUGGAGGGAAAUUGCAGAGGCUCACAUCCAGCUUCUACGAGACUUUGCCUUCCAGGAGUGGCUUUGUUCCCAGAACCUGGAGCACUAUUACUACACGCUGAAGAACUUAGGUUGCAUGAAUCUGGAUGAUCUGGCCCAGUUUGACGGUCAGCUGCAGCUCUCGUUAGCUGCUUGGGGAUAUUUCUACGAAGAUUACAUAAAACUUUCUACAGGCAUAAAGAUCCUCCAGAACUCCAGGGGGAGUCGAGACCAGGACUACGAGAUCCGGCUGGUGCACAGCCUUGCUGAGAGGCGUCUGAAUGAAAAGUGGUCACUUGCGGGAGCACUCCUAUUUGGCUGUACUGUGGCACUGUGCUUCUUGAUAAGGGACCUCAUGUUUUACGUGAUUGGUGGAAUUACUGUUUCCAUCAUAGCAUUUUUCUUUACCAUCAAGUUCCUCUGUGAGCUUGCAGCUAGGAUUGUUAGCUUCUUGCAGAAUGACGAUCCAGGUCGGAGAGGUGAUCGCAGCAUCUAUGAUUAUGUGCGGGGCAACUACCUGGACCCACGUUCCUGCAAGGUGUCGUGGGACUGGAAAGAACCACAAGAAGUGGGGCAAACAAUGACCUUUAGAGUGCAGCUGUUCUACAAGAACGGUCAGCCUUUCCCAGCCCGUCGGCCUGUAGGUUUGAGAGUCAACAUCACCCACAGUGAACUGGCCCUGGACAUCCCCGUCACACUGGAGGUUCUGCAAAAACCAGAGUCCAACGUUGUCAAAGUGGCCUUUACAGUUCGCAAAGCUGGACGAUAUGAAGUUGCUGUAAAGCUGGGUGGCCUCAAUGUGGCCUACAGUCCUUAUUACAAAAUAUUCCAACCAGGGACAGUUGUUCCAUCUAAAACAACGAUAGCCUACCAUUUCUCCACUCUGGUGCUGACAAACGGCCAUCAGCACACAUUGCAAAUUGAACCCAGGGACGAGUACGGAAACCCCACCAGUAACUCCACCUCUCUCACAGAUGAAGCAAACUACAGUGUCCAUGUCCACCCUCUAGGCACGGUGGAUGAUGACGGUGUGGAAGAUUUCUGCAGUAAGUCAGUCUUGCUCAAUAAGCAGCAGUGCCAGGUCCUGCUGAGAUUGACCCUGAGGAAGACGGGCUGUUUCAGGGCCCGCAUCUCCUACAAGGAUCAGCCGCUCAGCAACGGGGAAUUCGACAUCAUUGUUCUCAGUGAGAAUGAAAAAUCCAGUGUGGAGAAGAAUGUUUCCACGCCAGGCAUCAGCAUCUACUUCGAAGCAUACCUCUACAGCAAUGGGAACUACAGCAGCUCAUCAUGGCAGUUACCCGCCUCCUCUCUGCUGAGUCCUCAGAGGAGGCCGUCCAUGGGGGAGGAGGAUGAGGAGCACGACUCUCCUGUGGAGGGACAACUAGAGAAGGUGAAGAAACCAAAAAAGGUCUACUGCUACAUAUCGCCAAAGCAACUAUCUGUUAAGGAGUUCUACCUGAAAAUUAUCCCAUGGCGCCUUUUUACCUUUCGAGUGUGUCCAGGAACAAAGUUCACCUAUUACGGUCCAGAUCCAGUUCACAAGUAUUUAACUCUUGUGGUGGAUGAUGGGAUACAACCUCCUGUGGAGCUCAGCUGCAGAGAUAGGAACAUCAUGGCGGCCACCUUCAUUCGCUUCCUGCACAAAAACAUCGGUGGCUCUGAAACUUUUCAAGAUAAAGUCAACUUCUUUCAACGGGAACUCAGGCACAUCCACUCAAAGAAACCUCGCACCAAAACCUGCCUAAAGAUCUCUCGACAUGCCAUUCUAGAUUCUUCUCUAAAAGCUACGAGGAACUUCUCCGUGUCGGACUGGAGUAAGAACUUUGAGGUCGUGUUCCAGGAUGAAGAAGCACUUGAUUGGGGAGGGCCUCGCAGGGAGUGGUUUGAGCUGAUCUGUAAGACUCUUUUUGACACAUCCAACCAGUUAUUUACUCGCUUCAGUGACAACAACCAAGGCCUGGUGCACCCGAACCCCGACAGGCCACCGCACUUACGCUUGAAGAUGUUAGAGUUUGCAGGUCGCAUCGUGGGUAAAUGUUUGUACGAGUCUGCUCUGGGUGGAACCUACAAGCAGCUGGUCCGAGCUCGCUUUACACGUUCCUUCUUGGCUCAGAUCAUCGGUCUCAGGAUGAACUACAAGUACUUUGAGACGGAUGACCAGGAGUUCUUCAAAACUAAAGUAUGCUUCAUCCUAAACAAUGACGUCAGCGAAAUGGACCUGGUUUUUGCUGAGGAGAAGUACAACAAGUCAGGACAGCUGGAGAAGGUGGUGGAGUUGAUUUCAGGGGGAGCUCAGAUCGCUGUCACCAAUGAAAAUAAGAUCCAUUAUCUCAACCUGCUGGCUCAGUAUCGGCUGGCCAGCCAGGUGAGGGAUGAGGUGGAACACUUCCUGAAAGGUUUGAAUGAACUGGUUCCAGAAAACCUGCUGGCCAUAUUUGAUGAGAAUGAGUUGGAGUUGUUGAUGUGUGGCACCGGAGACAUCAACGUGCAGGACUUCAAGGCCCAUGCUGUGAUUGUUGGAGGAUCCUGGCACUUCAGAGAGAAGGUAAUGAAGUGGUUCUGGGCAGUGGUGUCCAGUUUCACCCAGGAAGAGCUGGCACGACUUUUGCAGUUCACUACCGGCUCCUCUCAGCUUCCUCCUGGAGGAUUCAACACUCUCUGCCCCUCCUUUCAAAUCAUUGCCGCCCCCACACACAGCACUUUGCCCACUGCACACACCUGUUUUAACCAGCUGUGCCUCCCUUCAUACGACUCCUAUGAGGAGCUGCACAAGAUGCUAAAGUUGGCCAUCAGUGAGGGCAGCGAGGGUUUUGGUAUGCUCUGACUGCUCGGUCACUGGCACUGUGGUUCCACCGGUACACACGAAGACCAGCACAGCUCCACUGCUUUGGUUUCCUACAUUCAUCACCAUCAAACUUCUUGGCUCUCACUUAAACUAUUCUUCUUUUGGAGGAGAGAGAGCUAUACAGGAAGUCCCAGAAGACUGUGGAGACUGAAUCAUAUUAACUACAGUUUGUAAAUAAAUGUUUCCCCAUUUGUUAAGAAAAAGUAAGAAAUAACAAAAAAAAGAAAAGGACAAAAAGGCAGCAGUGGAGAUCGUUUUACUUCUGAAUGCAAAGUCUCCUCAGCUUUAUACGUUGGAAAGACAAAUGAGGUGGGAACAAAGACCUUUGAGUUUUGCUAAAUACCUGCUUCUUUUCCAUUUUGCAACCAGGAAGUCUAUAAGUGCAACAGCAGCCUCCAUGUGGUGGUCAUCUGCACCACUUUGGCCUUAAUCCAUCAGGGACUGAUGUGUAAAUAUAUGAUAUCACUUUCAACUGGAUACAUGUACAUGCUGAUGUGUAAGUGCAGAUUUUCUUGUUAGUUUUUUGAUGUGAAGUUCAAGAAGGGAUUUUGUUAUUGUUGCACAUCUGCUAGGUUCUUUCUGUAUGAUUUUUGAAGUGAAGACGGUUUUAAAAGAGGCCAAGUAAUUUCUAUCAUUGUUGUUUUUAACCUAAUGAUAAUUUGUGUUUAGUGUCCUUAUGUUUUAUGACCUGCCUUAUUCAAGCCCUUAGUUUCUGAUUGUUUCUAGACGCGUGUUUAGAAGAGAGAAACGAUAGGAAAUGAUUUUAUGGCUCCGUCUGUACGCGUAGGCGUGGUUGUGGGUGAGAACUGAUUCUUGGACGAACCUGUAACAUUUCUUCAUGAAGCUGUUCACUUAGUCAGUCACAGCCUUUUGUGGGUUUAACCUCAGGAUCUCCUUUGCCACCUAUGCAUCCUCGGACACACCUGUCUGUGUUUUCAUAACCGGUUUGUUCAUAGUCGCCUCCUUGAGCCGUGUUCUCCUUUGUCCUGAAUAAGCUGAGCAAAAGUGUUGCAUGUUUGAGAAUAUAUGCAGUUUUUUUUUUAUUAUAUUAUUGUAAAAUUAUUUAAUUUUUUAUGAUUUAAAAGUUGUGAGUAUCCUGAGCUAACGUAUGUUUUUUUCUGUUCAUAAUUGAAAUUUAUUAGCUGUUUAAAAGUUUACAUGAUCUUUAGUUAUGCUAAAAUAAUAUAAGCUGCCAAUAUUAACCCAAUGCAGCAAGAACAGUUUUUUAUUUCUGAUGACAAAAGUUGAACAGAAUUUUUAUAAGAUUUAUUAAAUAUAAAGGCAUUAAUAUUAGGCAUUAAACCAUGAGUGUUAAAACCCAUAUUUGUGGUUUUAUUUUACAUUCUUGCUUCCAUUUUAAGUUUGAAUGGAUUUGCCUGAGUGGGAUUUUCUUCUUUGUAGAUGUUAAAUAUUUGCUAAUGACUUAUUUUUUCCUUUUUUAAUGGCAAGCCUCUGCUGAUGAAUGUGAUGAUUCUCUGGACUGCUGGUCCUGCAUUUAUUGGAAUAAAAAGAAACAUUUAAGUCUUUCAGUGUGCAAAA